AUGUUUGCUUUGAGUUUUCGUUACAACAACCUGAAAUUUUUGUCGCGAGCUUUUCGAUUAACCUUUCCUUUCCAGUUCCACGGCGACCCGCGAGCAACAUUCGCCCAGUUCUUCGGGUCUUCGGAUCCCUUUGGUGUGUUCUUUGGCGGCGGCGACAACAUGUUCGGAGCAGGAGGUGGAGGUGGCGGUGCCACCAAUGAGAUCUUUAUGAAUAUUGGAGGCGACGAUAUGUUUGGCGGAGGUUUUGGUGGCAAUCCUAUGGCAGGAGCUUUCCGAUCACAGUCGUUCAAUGCGCAGGCCCCUAGCCGUAAGCGCCAGCAAACACAGGAUCCGCCUAUCGAGCAUGACCUGUAUGUCACUCUGGAGGAGGUAGACAGGGGCUGUACCAAGAAAAUGAAGAUAUCGCGCAUGGCCUCUACCAACACUGGAUCCCAAAAGGAAGAAAAAGUUUUAAGCAUCACAGUAAAACCAGGCUGGAAGGCCGGCACAAAGAUCACAUUCCCCAAGGAAGGCGAUCAGGCACCGGGAAAGAUUCCCGCAGACAUAAUCUUCAUAAUCCGCGACAAGCCACACCCACAGUUUAAGCGCGAGGGCAGCGAUUUGCGCUAUACGGCUCAGGUCAGCCUAAAACAGGCACUCUGCGGUGCACCUGUCAAUGUGCCCACUCUGCAGGGCGAUAGGAUUUCUGUAAACACCUCGAACGAGAUAAUCAAGCCCACCACAACGCGGCGCAUCAGCGGGCGCGGCCUGCCCUUCCCCAAAGAACCAUCGCGUCGCGGCGAUCUGAUCGUAGCCUUUGACAUCAAGUUCCCAGACACACUGCCGCCCAGCCUGCGGAAUCAACUGGCGGAGUUGCUGCCCAACUAAUCAUCCAUAUGUUAGCCUCGUAGUUAAGGCCUAAGUUUAGUUACUUUACGUACUUUAAGAAACUUAACCAUUAUCCAGAACCGAUGGAGCACGGAGACAGUGUGCCAAGAGAUCGAACUGCUGUAGAUACAGAUGUAGAGAAUACAGACGCUAGAUAAGAUAGGGAAGAGAACACACAAGCAACAGACGGCGCCCCGUUCUGUUGGAGACUGAUCGACUAUUUACUAUUACACCUAGUACCCCGAUUCCAGAUUUACCUUACCGCCCGAUUAUGCAAUCGGUAUUUUAAAUCUCCUGAUAUUUAUAUAUCACUAAGCUGCAAAUAAAAAUGUAUUAUAAGUUGAAUGAAGCUCACGGCUUUUGUAGAGAUCGCAUCUCUGGCAUUCCAAUUAAAUUUUUCCCCCACCCCACACAAAAUACUGCUAUGUCGAUAGUCUUUAUCAGCAAACUAAAUAGUGUACGUUUUAGUACCAAUUUGAUUCGGUCUAACAAUAAAGUUAUUAAUACGAAA
This is a messenger RNA of Drosophila bipectinata, 1378 nucleotides long. Its product is annotated as dnaJ protein homolog 1-like. The record is from RefSeq and is a predicted model, not a curated record. Gene Ontology annotation, molecular function: protein-folding chaperone binding. NCBI's taxonomy places the organism in Eukaryota, Metazoa, Arthropoda, Insecta, Diptera, Drosophilidae. Gene Ontology annotation, cellular component: cytosol.